UAACCCCAACCAGGUCUGCAACUCCCCAACUGCUUCAUUGUAAUAAAAGGCUGCUUACUUCACCAUGAAGUCAAACACUCACUGACAGAACACCCUCACAUGAUUCAAGAAGCUCAGAAUCACAAAACCCAAAUCUCAAAGCUCCCAAAAGUCCCAUUUUGAGGUUGAAGAAAGCUCAGAAUGGGUUUCACAAUGGGUCUGAACCUGCUUCUCUUAAUGGCCAUGGUGGCCACCAACAUUCUCUCCCUCUACCACCUCUCCUCCACCAUCCAAUCCCCCAAACAAUCCCCCCCUCCCAAAAACCCAGUCCCUGAUCACCUCCUCCACCAGCUCCACACCAUACGCGCCACCAUCAACCACCUCACGCGCAGCCACCCGCCUCCACGCGCCGCUUCCUCCUCCACCUUCAAACCCUCCUCGGAUCUCCUCCUCUACUCCCGCCUCUCCCCAAUAGCCUCCUCCUGCCACAACCACCCUGACGUCCUCAACAAGUACAUGGACUACACACCCUUCUCGCUCUGCCCCGCCGACUCCGACAUUGCCGAGACUCUCAUCCUCCGCGGCUGCCACCCCCUCCCUCGCCGCCGAUGCUUCUCCAGAACGCCGCAGAAGCCCACAUCUUCACUUUCUCAUGACCCUUUCGCUUCUUCUCUCCCGGAUCAAAAUGUCCUAUGGGACAAGUACACCUGCAAGAGCUUCAGCUGCCUCAACCGCCACCAUCCCACCUCCGGUUUCGAUUUGAACGGCGAGCUGACCAAUUUUAUGACCUACAAGUCCGAGCUGGACCUCCCCAUCCCGCAGCUCUUCCAAAUCGCCAAGGCCGCCGGGGCUGUCCUCCGCCUCGGCCUCGACAUCGGCGGCGGCACCGGGACAUUCGCCGCCAGGAUGAAGCUGUACAAUGUGACGGUUGUUACCACAACGAUGAAUUUUGGCGCGCCGAACAAUGAGGCGGUGGCGCUGAGGGGGCUGGUGCCGCUGCACGUGCCGCUGCAGCAGCGGUUUCCGGUGUUCGAUGGGGUGAUGGAUCUGGUGCGGUGCGGGCACGCGGUGAACAGGUGGAUUCCGGUGACGGCGUUGGAGUUUUUGUUGUAUGAUGCGGAUAGGGUGUUGAGGGGAGGAGGGUACUUGUGGUUGGAUCAUUUCUUCAGCAAGGGGGUGGAUCUCGAGAAGGUUUUCGGGCCGUUGAUUGGGAAGUUGGGGUACCGGAGAGUGAAGUGGGCGACGGCGAGUAAGAAUGAGAAGAAUGGGGAGGUUUACUUGACUGCUCUUCUGCAAAAGCCUGUCUCAAGAUGAGGUUCCAAGCUUCAGGUUUGAUGUCAAAUUUUGCUGUCGAUGAGGACCUCAGCAUGCAGAAUCACCUUUCCCUAGGAGUGCAUCAUUAACCAAUGAAGCAGAAUAUAUUAACAUCAUCUGAGGUGGGUUAAACAUUUAGCUACUUAUGAACAACUGUGGAAUGUUACAAAAAGAACAUUUUAUAGGAUCAUGAGCAGGGUGUAAAUUCAGAUGAAGCCCCAGAAGAAAUGUAAAAUGGCCUUUUGUUGGCCUCUUGACUGCUUGUAAGAUUUAUUCCGAUUAGUUCUUUAGAUACACAUCUGCAGAAAGGGAAAUUUAUAACC
Rosa rugosa (rugosa rose) is the source of this 1616-nucleotide messenger RNA. Its product is annotated as probable methyltransferase At1g29790. The record is from RefSeq and is a predicted model, not a curated record. Bases 181 to 1293 code for a protein of 370 amino acids. The transcript is spliced from 2 exons. Gene Ontology annotation, molecular function: S-adenosylmethionine-dependent methyltransferase activity. NCBI's taxonomy places the organism in Eukaryota, Viridiplantae, Streptophyta, Magnoliopsida, Rosales, Rosaceae.